GGCCGCUGCUGCCUCGGCGAGCCCGGCUGCGGCGCGGCGGCUGCAGCCAUGUGUUUCUCCGCCUGCCAGUGACACAAUAACACGGGAAGCGGCGGGAGGGAUCCGAGCCUGCCGAGGGGAAAAGUGACCUGAGGCGCUCAGGCCGGCGACGAUGGAGGAGGGCAUGAGCAGCAUGCAGCAGAAAGCGGCGGAGCUGGAGCACAUGGCCGAGGUCCUGCUCACCGGCGAGCAGCUCCGGCUCCGACUGCAUGAAGAAAAGGUCAUCAAGGACCGGCGACACCACCUCAAGACGUACCCAAACUGCUUCGUUGCCAAAGAGCUGAUUGACUGGCUGAUCGACCACAAAGAGGCCUCCGACAGGGAGACAGCCAUCAAACUGGUGCAGAAAUUAAUGGAUCACAGCAUUAUCCACCAUGUCUGUGAUGAGCAUAAAGAAUUCAAGGAUGUCAAACUGUUCUACCGCUUCAGAAAAGAUGAUGGGACGUUUCCCCUGGACAAUGAGGUGAAGGUGUUCAUGAGAGGACAAAGACUGUAUGAGAAGCUGAUGAGUUCUGAAAACAGCCUUCUGCAGGCCAGGGAGGAGGAAGGAGUGAAGUACGAGCGGACCUUUGUGGCGUCGGAGUUCAUCGAGUGGCUGAUCCAGGAGGGCGAGGCGUCGACGCGGAGCGAAGCGGAGCAGCUCGGCCGCAGGCUGCUGGAGCACGGCAUCAUCCAGCACGUGUCCAACAAGCACCAUUUUAUGGACAGCAACUUACUCUACCAGUGCAGAAUGAAUUUCCGCCGGCGGCGGCGAUUAAUGGAGCUCCUGACUGAGAAAUCCCGCCUGAUGCCAGAGAGCCAUGACAGCCCAUUCUGCCUGCGCAAACAGAACCAUGACAACAGGAAACACACCAGCUUUCUCUCAGUGAGUCCCACCAAGGAGAUAAAGAUCGUGUCGGCGGUGCGGAGGAGCAGCAUGAGCAGCUGUGGCAGCAGCGGGUACUUCAGCAGCAGCCCGACGCUCAGCAGCAGCCCCCCCGUGCUCUGCAACCCCAAAUCUGUAUUAAAGAGACCUGUGACUGCUGAUGAGCUCUUGAUGCCUGGAGCCCCAUAUGUUAGAAAAACUUUUACGAUUGUUGGCGAUGCCGUGGGCUGGGGCUUUGUGGUGCGGGGGAGCAAACCCUGCCACAUCCAGGCUGUGGACCCCAGUGGGCCAGCAGCCGCAGCUGGGAUGAAGGUUUGCCAAUUUGUCGUCUCUGUCAAUGGCCUCAAUGUUCUCCAUGUGGAUUACAGGACAGUAAGCAACCUCAUCCUGACCGGCCCUCGAACAAUUGUGAUGGAAGUGAUGGAAGAAAUGGAGGCCUGAGAAGGCAAAAAAAGCCCUAUUACUGGACAUUUUUGUGAGACAAAUAGCAGCAGCCAUGGAGUGGCAUGACACAAGGCAGCAGAAUGUUGCUGUGUCUAAACAGAUGAUUUUGUUUUUAGGGGAGGGGGCUCUCUUUCAUUUAACAAUAAUAGCACUGGUAAGAUGUGAACAAUAGAUACCAGCAUAUUUUCACUACGGACAUCUCUGUGCUCAGCACACAAGAUCAGGGCCUUUAGGUGCUCUGUCCAGCCAUGGCUGCAUUGGUCAGAAUGGGUUCUGCAUAAAAGGCCGUGCAUAUUUCCUCACAGUCCACUACUGGAUCAAAGCACUUCAGGAGGUGAAAGAGCCAAGCACUGUGGGGUUGGAGUGUCACAGAGGGUUUCCAUGAGAUGCUGAGAUUGAUAAACAUUGUCCUGGUGUCCAGCUUUGUCCCCAGAGCAUGUGGAGUCACAGUUACCCUCUCCUUGGGCUGAGGGACAGCUGACUAAAUCCUGGCUUGAUUACGGUCAAACACAAACUACAAAUGCAUGAGAAGAGGUGUGUGUGCUCUGUAGAGGAUAGUCUGGUAUGAAUGUUUGGGCCUGACUCAUUACAUGGGUUAGUCUGGAAAGAAAACAGAAAAACGUGUGAUACUUUUACAAAAACUGCCUUUGAAAAUUGGUCUUUUGGUUUCAAUGCCUGUGUGCUGUAUUAGGUGCUUGAAUAUAAAAUACUGAUUUUGAAGAUUUUUCUAUACCUGUAAAGGAAAGGUGCCUCAGUCUUGCUAUUCAUCACUUUAGAGAAAUUUUGGACACCUAGUUCCCAGAAGAAGAAGAUUUGGCAGGUUGCAGUGGGAAAUUCAUAGUGUUAGCAUAAGAAGUGAUACAUCCAGAUUCUCUAGUAGCAAAAGUACACUUCAAAUUGAAGCAAUGUACUUGAGUGUACAUUAAGCUUAUCAGCACUUUCCAAUCAUCUGAUGUUUUGUGAAAAACCAACUUCCCUCAUGAGCUGCAUUUGACACUAUUAAAAAUAAAACGUAUUUAACUGACUCUUAUUGUUUCUCAAACAGUAGGAUUUUUUCAUUGAUGAAUUAAUGAAAGAAACAUUUUUUAAAAACAUAUAUUAAAAUUCCAUAUUCUUGCAGUUAGGUGACUCUUCAGCUCGAUGUUAAGGGGACUGCAUGGGUUUUCUUUGAUCUUUGAACUGAAUGAAUACAUCCUGCUCCACAAAAUUAUAUAUUUUGCAGACUUUCUCUGCUCUCUAAAUUUUUCAAUUAAAACUUAACUUUCUAUAUGCACAUAUCACAAAUCAUUCAAUUAUGGGGUGGAGAAAGUAUUUUUCCUCAAAUAAUUUUGAAACAUGUUUUGUAUUAAAAAUUGUUCUCACUAAAUAAACUGCUCUUUCAGUAUGUUUUUCAUUCACUCAAACACUUUUACUUCAGAGAUACAGCAAGUCUUCAAACUCAUAUAUUCCUGCAGGUUUGUAGGAAGAAGUCCUUGUGUUCUUGUUUCUGGUUUUGUGUAUCUGUGGUUGUAUUUUCACCAAGAAAACUUCUCAAAUUCCACUAAUAUGUAGCAGCACAGGGAGCUAUAAAACUUCAGCUGCUUACUCAAUGUUAACCAGGCACGAGAGUGUUUGGAGGGUUUGUUCAAACUGUCAUCUGCUGUGACAGUUCUUAAUCCUGAUUGUACUCGCCAGAAUUUUGGUACACAUGUAUGAGCUGUAGCAGGUUACAUUUUACAGGUCAUCUAAAAUAAAUAGCUGGGCAAAUAAUGUUAUAUUAGAUUGUAAUAACUGUCCAUGGUAUCCACUCAGAACAGUUGGAAACAAUCUUGUUGUUCCAGAAAUGUUUCAGUCUGCUGUAAGUAUUUUGAGUUUGUGAAUCCAGGAAUGCUUCUCCAAACAUUUCUAUUUAAUUUCUAUUUUUUAUAUAAUUUUCUCUUUUUUUCUUCCUUUCUUUUUCCCCCCAGGUUGUUUUGGUGGCUUAGCCCCUUUAAAAUAUAAAUUCUGCAUGUUAGGCAAGUUAAAUAUUACAACUGAAGGAUUUUCUUAGCAAAAUGCUAAUGAUUCUCUCUAAUGCCAUCAGAGGUUCAUCUGUAUCACAUCUCUUGCCUUAGUUAAUAUUCUGCUAGAAGUUCUCUGUAGCUUACAGAUAAUUAAGAAACUGGGUCAGAAUUUGGCUUAAUAAUGCAUUACAGAGUGCACUUCAGACUGGAGCAGAAAGAGUGGCAAUGGGGGCAGGGAGAAAUCUGCAUUUCAUUAUGUUACAGAUUGGAGAUGGCAUCUCGAUUCACAAGAUACGUUAGUCUCUAUCACAAUUUGAGCACAGCUACUUGCCUUCUGUUUAACAAGGAUUUCCAUAUUGUGUUCUCAACUUGACUGACAAUCCGGGAUUUAAUUAAUUCUUUCCCUCUUCAGUGUGACAAAGGUAUUCAAAUCAUGUCUGCACUGAAAUUUCGUAUUUUGGAAAAAAGGAUGGAAAGUUAACAACUAAGCUAUGAAAUGUAUAAUUUCCAAUUGAACUGCAGUUUGUCUGCCCAGAGGGCUGCAUAUGCUCCAAGACAUCCCACAGGAGUCAGUGUCAAACUCUCACACACUUCAGAGGGCACAGGAUUUAUAAUAUAACAGAGCACCUUGCUUCCUGCAAAGUGCCAGGGGAAAUGUAAGAUUCUUCACGGAAGUGAGGCAUUCCAAGAGAUGCAUGAAUAUCACAGUGUAGAAUGAAGCAAGAAACCAGAAAUUAAAAAAACAAACCCUGGCACCAGCAGUAAUAGCUUCAUUUAAAGACAGGCAUUUUUGUAAGACUUACUCUCUCCUGUGAUCUCAUUUUUGGUUACUGUAGAUCUUGCAAGAUCCUCUAAUAAAUCUUUAAGCCUUAAUCACUCAAAUUGGUGCCAUUCCUCUGUACAUGUACAUUUGCAAAUCAUUUAUGCAUAUCUUCAAAAAGUAUAAUAUUUAAUUGAAUUCAAGUAGAAGUUAAGCUAAUUGGAGCAUUAAAUCAGUGCAAUAUUUCUCAUAUGUUUGCCUGUUAUAUUUCCUACUAGAUACAUUAUUUUCAGUAUCUUUUUCAAGAUCAAAUAUGUGUAUGGUAUUGAAUACAACUGGUUCCACAACUGUUCCUGUGGAAGGCAUUUCAUUCACACAAUGAUGCAAUAAUCCACUUCAGGUGUAUCUGAACUUAAUUGUCUGCAUUUUAGGUCUGCCUAGAAGCUGAAAAUAAAACUUUCAGAAUUAAAAA
Prinia subflava (tawny-flanked prinia) is the source of this 4562-nucleotide messenger RNA. RefSeq names its product DEP domain containing MTOR interacting protein (gene DEPTOR). The record is from RefSeq and is a predicted model, not a curated record. The transcript has 10 exons. The coding region runs from base 152 to 1345 and encodes 397 amino acids. Gene Ontology annotation, molecular function: protein binding. Gene Ontology annotation, biological process: negative regulation of TORC1 signaling; intracellular signal transduction; negative regulation of protein kinase activity. NCBI's taxonomy places the organism in Eukaryota, Metazoa, Chordata, Aves, Passeriformes, Cisticolidae.